GAUAACAGCGAGGAGUCAUGCCAUUCAACAAACAAUACAAUUUCCACCCCAAUCACCAAUGAAUCACCUUCUGUUUGUCCAAUACCAAUGACACCUAUGACUCCUGUAACACCAAUGACCCCUGUAGAAAGUUCUGGAAUAUGUCCCCAGUUACAAAAUAUUGUUUCCACUGUUAAUUUGGCCUGCAAAUUGGACCUGAAGAGAAUAGCCUUGUGUGCAAGAAAUGCUGAAUAUAAUCCAAAGCGGUUCGCUGCAGUGAUAAUGCGAAUAAGAGAGCCCAGAACUACAGCAUUAAUCUUCAGUUCAGGCAAGAUGGUUUGCACUGGAGCCAAAAGUGAAGAACAGUCCCGAUUAGCAGCUAGGAAAUAUGCACGUGUUGUUCAAAAACUUGGAUUUCCAGCAAAGUUUCUUGAUUUUAAAGUCCAGAACAUGGUUGGAAGUUGUGAUGUGAAAUUUCCUAUCAGAUUAGAGGGGUUGGUUCUCACCCACCAACAGUUCAGCAGCUAUGAACCAGAAUUGUUCCCAGGUCUUAUUUAUAGAAUGGUCAAGCCAAGAAUUGUUCUGCUAAUAUUUGUCUCUGGCAAGGUUGUUUUGACAGGUGCCAAAGUACGUUCAGAGAUCUAUGAAGCCUUUGAAAACAUCUAUCCCAUUUUGAAGGGCUUUAAGAAAGCAUCAUGACAUCCAUAUAACUUUUACACAGAAACUGAUAUCAAUGUGGAUGACGAUGUAUUAAGUAAAAUCUCUUCCUUGGGACCACAUCUAAUAUCACAAUUCACAAAAUCAUGGAGAUAUCAACAAGGGUAGGUCUUCUGGACUAUUUUAAUUCAUCCAACCGAAAGUGCCUGAUGUUUGUUUGCUUCAUCGUAUCUGAGACAUUU
Stegostoma tigrinum is the source of this 878-nucleotide messenger RNA. Its product is annotated as TATA box-binding protein-like 2. Bases 88 to 678 code for a protein of 196 amino acids. The record is from RefSeq and is a predicted model, not a curated record. Gene Ontology annotation, biological process: DNA-templated transcription initiation. The transcript is spliced from 6 exons. Gene Ontology annotation, molecular function: RNA polymerase II general transcription initiation factor activity; DNA binding. NCBI's taxonomy places the organism in Eukaryota, Metazoa, Chordata, Chondrichthyes, Orectolobiformes, Stegostomatidae.